Scheffersomyces coipomensis is the source of this 1326-nucleotide messenger RNA. RefSeq lists its product as uncharacterized. Lineage: Eukaryota; Fungi; Ascomycota; Pichiomycetes; Serinales; Debaryomycetaceae. The transcript has a single exon. The record is from RefSeq and is a predicted model, not a curated record. Gene Ontology annotation, biological process: regulation of transcription by RNA polymerase II. Bases 1 to 1326 code for a protein of 441 amino acids. Gene Ontology annotation, molecular function: DNA-binding transcription factor activity, RNA polymerase II-specific; RNA polymerase II cis-regulatory region sequence-specific DNA binding.
AUGAUGAGAGUUCCAUCUAAGAGAGCAGAGAUUCGUGCUGCGUUAAGAGCACGAAUAAAACAUUCUACAGGAGAUGAUUCUGAUUUUGAUCAAUCGGAUAAUAUUGUUUCUCAUGUAAGAGGGGAUGCUACCAAUAAGGGCAAAUCGGGACCAUUAAGUAAAACCAAAACAUCAAAAUCAAAGUUGAAUACCAAGACCAAGAGCAAGACCAAAUCAAAACCAAAGAAAAGAGUGAUUAAGUCUGAAGGUGGGGAUGAUGAUUCUUUAUUGUCGGAUAAGAGUAAAAGUAAGAAAAGAAGAAGAUCAUCAGCCAGUGAAGUGGAAGAUUUAGAGGAGGUGGUAUUAGAUCACGAAGAAGAUUAUUCCGAGGUCGAUGAUGAAGAUUUCGAACUUAAUGGAGAGGAUGAAGGGAACGGAGAUGAAGAAGAUGAAGAGGAUGACGAAGAAGACGAAGAAGGUUAUUCAAAUAAGAAGACUAAAGAAACAAGUUCCAAAAAGAAGAAAAGAUCAAAUUCAGGCACAGCUAUAAAAGUUCCAAAAAUAAGAAAACCAAGAGAGAAAAAGAUCCCCGUUGUAAAACCCAUCAUUGAUGAAAAGAUAUGUCCAAUAUGUGAUAAGGAAUUCCCCACUUCAAUAGAAUGUAAGAAUCAUAAACGAUCACAUUCUAAACCAAAAAUUCAUAAAUGUGAAAUAUGUCAUAAAGCAUUCAGUCAGAUGCCUAAUUUAGAAUAUCAUUAUACCAUCAUUCAUAAAGAUUUACAAACCAGUACUGCUAGUAGACCCACUUCCCAAUCCACUAUUAAUGAUGAAUCAAUGGUUCAACCUGAUCCAACUAUAGAUACAACCAUCACUUCGAUUUCAUCGGUCGAUACCGGGAUUACCACUACUACAUCUACUGAUUCUAAUAUUGAUUUUAAACAAGUACGAGUAUUCCAUUGUGGAACGGUAGGAUGCACGAAGACAUUUUUAUCAUAUCAAGCGUUAUUGGAUCAUCGAACUGAAGAUCAUUUAGCGGUGGCUCGAGUCCCAUAUAAACAACCUCGAACUGAAAAGAAACAUGUAUGUUCGAUAGGACCAUGUAGGAAAGGAUUUGUCAAAUUUUCCGAUUUAACUCGUCAUAUUAGAGUUCAUACGGGAGAAAAACCCUAUAAAUGUGAAGAAUGUGGAGCUAGUUUUAAUCAAAAAUAUAGAUUAACAACUCAUUCUCGAUCUCAUUCAGGUGAAAAACCAUUCUCGUGUGAUUAUUGUGGAAAAUUAUUUGCUAGAGGUGAUGCGGUUAAAUCUCAUAUAUUCUCUAUUCAUCGUGAAAAGGGUGAAGCCUUUUAG